AGCGGCCCUGGCCUUGCGUCAUGUCCGCCCCCGGGUCUCCGCGGGGCUCUCCGCCGGCCCUCCUGCGCGCCCUGUUGCUGGCGCUGGCCGUGUGCCCGCCGCUGUCGGCCGCGUGUCUGCCGCGCCGGAACGUGCUGCUGCUGCUGGUGGACGACCUGCGGCCGGCGCUGGGCUGCUACGGGGACGCGCUGGCCGUGACGCCCUCCGCCGACGCGCUGGCCGCCCAGAGCGCGCUCUUCACGGCGGCGUUCGCGCAGCAGGCGCUGUGCGCGCCGAGCCGCACCUCGCUGCUCACCUCGCGCCGGCCGCAGACUCUGCGACUGUUUGACACCGGCAGCUACUGGCGCUGGGCGGCCGGCAACUUCACCAGCCUGCCGCAGAUGUUCCGCGAGCGGGGAUACCACACCGCCGCCAUGGGCAAGGUGUUUCACCCGGGCGUCGUGUCCAACCAUAGCGACGACCAACCGUACAGCUGGAGCGAGCCGCCCUACCACCCGCCGGCGCAGCAGUUCAAAAACUGGCCCGUGUGCCUGGACGCGGACGGUGAGCUGCACGCUGACCUGUUCUGCCCGGUGGACCCACGCACUCAGCCGCUGCACACCUUGCCAGAUAUACAGACCGCCGAGCGUGCCGUCAGCUGGCUGAGGCAGCGCGCUGCUCCCGGAGCCUCCACAGACCCGUGGCUGCUGGCUGUCGGUCUGCACAAGCCGCACAUUCCUCUCAAGAUGCCGUUCGAGUACCUCAAUCUGUACCCGCCGGAGUCUGUGCCGCCUCCGAGCUACUCGCACCGGCCUCCCGGACUGCCCGAGGUCGCCUGGAACCCAUGGAUGGACCUACGCCGGCGACACGACGUCGCUCAGCUCAACAUCAGCUUCCCGUACGGCCCGAUGCCCGAGCUUUUCGCCCGGUCGGUGCGUCAGGGAUACUACGCGGCGGUGUCGUACGCUGACGACCUGCUGGGCAGAGUGCUGGCCGCGCUGGCAGACUCGGGACAGGCGGCGAGGACGGUGGUACUGCUGGCCGGCGACCACGGCUGGGCGCUGGGCGAACGUGGGGAGUGGGCCAAGUACAGUACCUCGGAGGACGCCACGCGCACACUGCUGCUGCUACAUCUGCCCGGCGAGACCGGGUCGCUGGAGGGGUUCAGACACGUCAGCCCGCUGAAGGCGGCCGGCCGGAGGAGGCAGCGGCGCGGGCCCAGCGCGGCCGUGGUGGUCCGCUCGCCCGUCGAGCUCCUGGACGUGAUGCCCACACUGACGGAGGCGGCGCUGAACGUCACACUGCCCCGGUGUCCGGCGGAGGGCAGCCAGCCGCAGCUGUGUACCGAGGGCCGCUCACUGCUGCCGCUGGUCCGCGGUAUACACCGGCACGGACGGACACCGGCGCCGCGCGGACCUCACGAGCUGUACCGCCUAAUCAACAGCACAUCAGCCGGCGAUUUGGAGCUCCAACUCUUGACUAACCGCGUACCUAACGCCGCUCUCGGCUCCCCCACCCGUCAGUCUCCAACUACCAGACCCUGCUCGGGUCUGGUGGUGACCUUAGAAGGCGGCUCACCGUCCCGCCGUGCCGCCGCCUUCUCUCAGUACCCUCGUCCAUCUGUCCUGCCACGGUCCGACUCUGACCAGCCACAGCUCCGCGAUAUUCGCGUCAUGGGCUACUCUGUACGCACCCGACACCUGCGGUACACCGAGUGGGUCGCGUACGACCAUGUGGCCCUGCGACCCCACUGGGACGACCUGUUCGCUAGGGAGCUGUACGACCACCGCGGCGAUCCGCUCGAGGUGGAAAAUGUGGCCGAUGAGCCGGCGUGCCGACACAUUGUGCGUGCCAUGUCGCGACUCCUGCGCUCACAGGGGGUUGAGGUGGAGGGUGGCGGCGACUGAGGUGCUUUACUGAGGCAGACUGCACAUUGCACAGUGCACAGUCUCCGGACCGCUGUGAUGGUGAUUGAUGACCAUAAAUAUUAUUUGGUGGCAAAGACAUGACAUCACUCAUAGUUAUAGCAAGCUAUUUCUCUUUUUCCGUUGAUUUACUAUUGUUGUGAACGCCCACUAGUUGCAAUGGUUAUUGCUGCUUUCCUAGAUAUUUCAUGGCAAUACUCGAUUAUAAGGGGCAACACAUAGUGCACAGUGCUCUUUGGUUUCACAAAUUAUGUAAGGACCUGUAUCCAAUGCGUUAACAGCCAAGCCAAUGUCUCACUACCAAGGCUAAUAUCAGCGCCUUGGUCAAUGACCAUGCAAAGGCUCAUGCUCCAUGUGUACCCGAGGGACCCGGCAGUCGGACCAUUACGGUGAUUAUACUAACUGGACUGGUAUCACGCUCAUUUACGUGACUCGCGCAGAAUGGACCUUUACCUUCACAUGAGGCCCGCUGAACUGAGCUUUGGGCUCGGGAGUCGUGUUCUUGAAAAAUCGGUAUUGAACAGCAUUUAGGGAUGGUAACUUUUUUUGUGUAAGUCUAAGGGCAGCAAUUAUGUAUUUGCGCUACGAGUAUUUUCUUGCAUCAUUUACUAAUGUGACUGGAAUCAAAUCAAUUUGGAAAAAAUUUGGCGAUUAGGCAUGCUGUUCACUUCGGCCAGAACAUUUUAAACACGACCCUCUAUCCGGAACACGGGCCCGUAUUCCGCGGUGCCCCGUCGCCCGGUCGUGUCGGCGAUGUUUGCCUGGCCGGUUUGUUUGUCCAGGCAUACGUCGCCUGCCCGGGUCGGCCGGUAUUAUCGCUUACAUGGCUGGUCUGCUCUGGCGGUUUGACGUGUGCAAAUAUACGGCCCACAGUGGACCGCACCCUGGGAGGUCCCGAGCUGAGGAGAAUCG
Molecule: messenger RNA, 2816 nt
Organism: Amphibalanus amphitrite
Lineage: Eukaryota; Metazoa; Arthropoda; Thecostraca; Balanomorpha; Balanidae
Gene: Ids
Product: iduronate 2-sulfatase-like
Exons: 1
Coding region: 21-1886 (621 amino acids)
Molecular function (GO): iduronate-2-sulfatase activity
Source: RefSeq, a predicted model, not a curated record